Molecule: messenger RNA, 1000 nt
Organism: Lentinula edodes (shiitake mushroom)
Lineage: Eukaryota; Fungi; Basidiomycota; Agaricomycetes; Agaricales; Omphalotaceae
Exons: 7
Coding region: 4-981 (325 amino acids)
Source: RefSeq, a predicted model, not a curated record
CCCAUGAGCGCCUUUUCAACUUUUUUAUCUAAUUCUAACUUCCUCAUCUACCUCAAUCUUCUCAUGUCGACCGUAAACGAUGUAUCCAAUGUCAUCGGUGAAUACAUGCUCAAAGGAUGGGUUCUAACUGAUUCCCCAUGCCCCCAUUGCAAAAACAUCCCUUUGAUGAGGUCACCAAAAAAUCAAACCCCCAUCGUGCAUUUUUGCGCGAAUUGUGACGGAGAUCCUCGUAAAGUUGCUCAACCCUCUAGUUCUCCCAGUUUGACCAGUAUCUCGUCGCUAUCCCACAACAACCCUGUAUCCCGAUCCUCGACACCAGCAACAGAGGUGUCUGAGGCACCCAGCUCACCCACAUUCGCACUACCAGUGGAAACGCCGGAAAGUAGACGUCGUCGUGAACAAUCAGAUCGAGCUUCCUCGGAAAUUGGAAAUCGUCUGCUGAAGGGUUGGGCUUUGCUCGGAGAAGAGUGUCUUAACGAAGCUUGUUUUGGGAUCCCUCUCGUCAGGCCUCCGAAGUCAGGUGGAGAGAAGGAUCCUCGCAGAGAAUGUGUAAUUUGCGGCCGAAUCUACAUCGGCGAAGGCGAGGCCGAGCCGCCGCGUCCACCUGCUCAAAAUUCAUCUCCUCCAAUUCUUCCAGACAACGCAAUCGUUCCUGCAUCAAAUACACCCAACGCAGACCCCAGGGUGACAGAAAACUCCAAUCAAGCAUUGCUUCCGCUUGAAAGACAACAACCCGCCGAACCCAGUUCUCUUUCCCCUUCAUCUCCUAAUGGCGGGUCAACCAUGUCAGCAUUGCGUGUAACCUCGCAUGCCCUGGAACAGACCUUAAUAUCCUUGUCCGGGCGAUUAACAUCGUCGGUUGCACAAUCUAUACUUAUUGAUCCUCAAACCAUCUCCUCCAUCGUUGAUACGAUCAGCAAAACCACACAGGCGUUGGCGGAGGUCAAGAAAAUUCAGCGGAGUGAAAGAGUCGGAAGUUAGUAUUUUCAGUAACACAGAU